Messenger RNA from Scomber japonicus (chub mackerel), 1969 nucleotides. RefSeq names its product protein O-glucosyltransferase 2 (gene poglut2). Lineage: Eukaryota; Metazoa; Chordata; Actinopteri; Scombriformes; Scombridae. Gene Ontology annotation, molecular function: protein binding; glucosyltransferase activity. The transcript has 10 exons. Bases 298 to 1818 code for a protein of 506 amino acids. Gene Ontology annotation, cellular component: endomembrane system. The record is from RefSeq and is a predicted model, not a curated record.
GUAGCUAACGGUAAGAGCUUUAAUCACUGAACACGCACAAAAAAAAAAAAAAAAAUCACAAAAAUGAGGUGUGUACAUUAGCCACAUACACGCCACUGGCAAUGCCGCUGUUCAAUUCUGCCUCACCAAAUGGAAACUGGACUGUCUAACCCUCAAAACGUCACCUUAAAGACUUCUCUGCAUCCUCUUGUGGUAAUAUGGACAUUUAUUUUAAAAACAAAAUUAAUGGCAAGUUUAGAUAGUGAAGCUCUGUAGGAAGACGAGUAAACAGAAAGUCGACACUGGCCGAGGACAAUCAUGUUGCUGCUUCGGCUAUCUUCGUGGCUGCUGCUGCUCGUCUGUCUGGAUCCGUUCAGACAUGAAGUCCCAGGGGCUUUGGCCAGCUCGGUACCCAGCGAUGCCAAAACUUUAGUGUGGGGACCCGGACUGGAGACAGACAUCGUCCUACCUGCUCGGUUUUUCUACAUACAGGCGGUGGAUGAGUCGGGGAGAAACUUAACAUCAUCACCCGGUGAGAAAACCUUUGAAGUGAAGAUUGUGUCUCCAUCGGAGCAGUUCACCAGGAUCUGGAUCCAGGUUCUGGACCGUCUUGAUGGGUCCUUCUUGGUUCGCUACAGAAUGUAUGCCACCUACACGGACCUUCACAUCCAAAUUCUGCUCAAUAACAAACACGUUGCCAAGUCACCGUACAUCUUGAAAGGCCCAGUAUACCAUGAGGGCUGUGACUGUCCCCAGCACAGCAGCUCCCUAUGGGAGGCCCACAUGCACUGUCCUCAGUCCUUUCCUCAGAUUGACAGGGAUCUGUCUUUUUACACCAGUGUUGACCCAGAUCGCAACGCUGAGGAGAUCCCACAGCGGUUUGGACAGCGACAAAGCCUCUGUCACUACACUAUCAAAGACAACAAGGUCUACGUUAAAACAUUUGGUGAGCACGUAGGUUUCAGGAUCUUUAUGGAUGCCAUCCUCCUGUCACUCAGCAGAAAGGUGCAGCUCCCUGAUAUGGAGUUUUUUGUUAACCUGGGUGACUGGCCAUUGGAGAAGAGGAAACCCACACAGAUGAUUCAUCCUAUCUUCUCUUGGUGUGGCUCUAACAAUACCAGAGAUAUUGUCAUGCCCACUUAUGACCUGACAGAGUCUGUCCUUGAGACCAUGGGAAGAGUAAGCCUCGAUAUGAUGUCAGUCCAGGCCAAUUCAGGCCCACCAUGGCCAGAGAAGAAUGCUACAGCCUUCUGGAGAGGGCGGGAUAGUCGACAGGAGCGCCUGGAGCUGGUCAAGCUUUCCAGGGCUCACCCCAACAUGAUUGAUGCUGCUUUUACCAACUUCUUUUUUUUCAAACAUGACGAGAGCCUCUACGGGCCGCUGGUCAAACAUGUGUCUUUCUUUGACUUCUUCAAGUACAAGUACCAAAUAAACAUCGAUGGCACUGUGGCAGCGUAUCGUUUGCCGUACCUUCUGGCAGGAGACAGCGUCGUGUUAAAGCAGGAUUCUGGUUACUACGAGCAUUUCUACAACGAGCUCCAGCCGUGGGAGCACUACAUCCCCAUCAAGGCGGACCUCGGAGACCUGCUGGAAAAAAUCCAGUGGGCUCGUGACCAUGAUGAAGAGGCAAAGAAAAUUGCACUGGCGGGUCAGCAGUUUGCCCGUAAUCACCUUAUGGGAGACAAGAUAUUUUGUUAUUACUACAAACUUUUCCAGGAAUACGCCAAACUCCAGGUGACAGAGCCAAAGAUUCGUGAGGGCAUGGAGCUCGUAGAACAGCCAGCUGACGACCUGUUUCCAUGUUUCUGCCACAGGACGCAGGCAAAGGAUGAACUUUGAUUCAACUGUCAUCCAGUUUCAGAGCAAUCCUCCAUAUCUGAUAUAUUGCCAAAUAAUAAAGUGUGAAUAAGUUGUAUGAAUGUUUUGACAGGGAUCUAAAUUUUACAUGUUCUCUCAUUUUUAAAAUAAAUACUUUUUUUCUAUGUUUGAA